GUGCGCAGCUUGGCUCGGGUUUUCUGAUCUCGCACCAGUCCAGCGGCGCAGUAUUGGUCGUCUUGAAGCGCGACCUUGGAUCACGGCUUCCCCUUUGAUCGUAGACUGACGCACUGCUCGUCCAUCCGAGUCGACUUAUAGAAAGAUCCUGUCGAGCCGAUCCAUUCCCAAGCUCGAUCGUGUUCCCGGGCGAAUCUGAAUAACGGUGGGAGAGAGAUGAUAUGAGUCUUGCCGCCUAGGCCAGAUCUGUGCACCGCGUAAUGGAAGAGUCUGAAGGCUUUGGACACACAGCUAUUCCGACUGGCGGAUCAAUACAAGCGAGACCAUCAGGACAUCAUAACGCACGCCAGCAACUGUCCGCUCUGACCCAAAGCGAGCCACGUCCAACAUCGACUUCGCCGCAGCGACCCGACGUCACGAAGCUUGCAAGCUCGACCAGUUCCAUCCCAACCCUCCGCUUUCCGCGUCCGCUAGGAAAUCGACAGCUCACUAACUGGGUCAGCUCGAGUUCACCCGACAUCAUGCAGCCCAGCAACCCACUAGAGGAGGAUCAGAUCCUUGCAGAUCUAGGUUAUGAUGUGAUCGGGGCUGAUGGCGAGAGUCAGGCAGAAUCUGUUGCCAGUUCUUUCGACUAUCAGAGGCCAGAUGAUGUGCAGAGCCUUGGCGGAACAGAUACAGGCACGGAUCUCGACACCAAUGAUGCCGACACUGACUCGUCCGACGAUGAAGAAGAGAUCAUUCUUGACGAUGCCGGUCGGGCUUACACCUAUGCAGAGAUAGCAGGACGUGAGGUUCAAGAGGAGGACGAUGCUGAAGCUUUCUCAGUCCAGAGCCUCGAGAAUCCAACCAAUCUGCUGCACCAUAGCGAUUCAUUUCCGGAGCUCGCAGCUCGCACUAGGACAUCGACUCUCAAACCGCAGCCGUCGGUCUACGAUGAGGAUAAGACGAAGCCGGAAACCCUACCGGAACAAGUCUCUAGCAAGUCUGGUUCGGCUGCGUUCUCAGGCAAAUCCAAGCGACUGCAAGAGGCCUGGUACAAAAAAUAUUACGAUUCCCAGCGUGGCUCGUUCUUGCACAAGAUCUGCCUCCUUGGCCUCGGGCUCGGCUUGACUUGGGGGUCACUCUUGCUUGUUCAUCCUUCUCAGGAUGCCCCCAAGACGCUAUCGACUGUCCCUGUGGCGUCCGUCUCUACUGAAGGCGUAUCCCUUCCUACAGUGAUCUCGACCACCAUCUCAAGCACCACCAAGACUCAGACAUCAUUGCAAGCAGCACCGACUUCAAUUUGCGGCAAAAGCCUGAUGCCAGUCGUAUUGGAUACACCCGUUCCCCUCAAAGAAACAAGCCAACCCGAUGCACUCGUCUGCGCUGCCGAAAUCUACAGCCGCAACGAGAUAUUGCUCAAGAUUCCGCUGGCUAUAAAGGCUUCCUGGCUCGCCAAGGACGCGAUCAAGCUCGCAGUCAGCCGAGACGGACGAGAUAUGCCCACGAACGUAACAACGAUCACUGCGGGGUUUCUCAUCGAGGUACCGGUCAACGAGGCCCAUGGAGCUUUCGAGGUUUCCAUUUUGACUGAGCGGAAGCCCAAAAUUCACGAGGUCUUCAAGAUCGAUUUUGGCCAGCAUACCAUGACCGACGUCCUAGACGUCAGCAAACAGCUGGUGAGAGAUCUUGCGUUGUAUGUCGCAAACGCCGUCAACGAGACGACAACGUGGGUACACGAGGUGUCUGCCCCAGCUGUCGACGAGGGGGCGUUCUUUACCCAAACGAUGAUGCAGCGACUUGCGAGUCUGCGCAACCAGCUCGUCAAGGAAACAACAGGACUUCUAGAGAACUCGAUCAGCAAGGAGGAGCUUAUCCGGCGUGGACACCAGAUUCAAGUUGAGUUGAAAAGAGCAACGUUGGACAUGCGAGAUGAACUCUCGCUCACGCUUCUGACCGCACAGUUGAGCUCGAAGUUGUGGUGGCUCAAGAUUCAAGGCAGGACGGAAGAAUACCAGCGAUAUCUCAGCAAAGCAGAGGCAUACUACAAGAGCAAGGACACAGAGGCAGCAAGGGCCAAAGCCAUGCGUGGCGCUGAAGUGAAGCGGGAGAUGCGAGACCGCCGUGGGAACGAGCCGCGCCCAUUUGGAAAGUUCUGGCGGUGGGGAAGGAUGACUGGUUGAUCUCCAUGGUUCUUGGGCAGGGUUCUGAGGAGCUUUCGUUUUUUGUGUCAGGUCAUAGCUUGUCACACUG
Microdochium trichocladiopsis is the source of this 2232-nucleotide messenger RNA. RefSeq lists its product as uncharacterized. The transcript has a single exon. Bases 261 to 2162 code for a protein of 633 amino acids. The record is from RefSeq and is a predicted model, not a curated record. Lineage: Eukaryota; Fungi; Ascomycota; Sordariomycetes; Xylariales; Microdochiaceae.